AUGGCUUUAAAAGAAAUGGGCAACGAACACUACAAGGCCGGGAAAUUCAAGGAGGCUGAUCAACUAUAUUCUCAGGCUAUACAACAGAAUCCUGCUGAUCCAAAGCUUUUCUCCAACCGCGCGCUGACGCGUGUCAAAUUACAAGAUUGGAGUGGCGCUGAGAAUGAUGCUCGCAAAGCUAUAGAAUUAUAUGGCCCAAAGAAUCCCCUCUCGAUGAAAUCAUAUUACAGCCUCGCUCAAGCCCUUCUUGGUCUCAAGCAUCCUGUCGAGGCCCUGGAAACUGCCAAGCACGCAUACAAGAUCUGUCUUGAAAUCAGAGAUUCUUCUAGUGAGGUACUGAGCCAGUUUAUACUCCGGACGAAGCAGGCGCAAUGGCAGAGCAACGAAACUGCGAGGUUGAGACAGCUCAAUGAGACCCUAGCAAACGUAGAAGACCUAUUACAGCAGCAACUAGAUAAAGAGCUUGACGAUCUGGAGGAGAGGUACUCGAGACAAGAAAUCGGUGAGAUUGGGCGCAACGAAGAAAGGGCGGCCCUUGAGAAAGAAGCAGAAGAGCGGAGAAGAAAUAUCAGGGACGCAUUCAAGAAUGCACAGGUUGAGGAGACUGCAGAAAGAAUUGUACCAGAUUACCUUGUUGAUGGAAUCACAUUUGAAAUUAUGCACGACCCGGUCAUUACUCCGUCGGGCGUUUCGUACGAGAGGAUAAGCAUCCUGCGACACCUCAAAGCUAGUCCGUUUGAUCCACUCACAAGAGAACCACUGAGCGAAAAGCAACUUAUACCAAAUGUCGCUCUCAAGAAUGCGAGUUCAGAAUUCCUGGAAAAGAACGGUUGGGCCGUUGACUACUAA
Molecule: messenger RNA, 849 nt
Organism: Endocarpon pusillum Z07020
Lineage: Eukaryota; Fungi; Ascomycota; Eurotiomycetes; Verrucariales; Verrucariaceae
Exons: 3
Coding region: 1-849 (282 amino acids)
Biological process (GO): proteasome-mediated ubiquitin-dependent protein catabolic process; cellular response to misfolded protein; protein polyubiquitination
Cellular component (GO): cytoplasm
Molecular function (GO): protein-folding chaperone binding; ubiquitin protein ligase activity
Source: RefSeq, a predicted model, not a curated record